Moesziomyces antarcticus is the source of this 4935-nucleotide messenger RNA. Its product is annotated as cleavage and polyadenylation specific protein. The transcript is spliced from 2 exons. Gene Ontology annotation, molecular function: protein binding; nucleic acid binding. Gene Ontology annotation, cellular component: nucleus; mRNA cleavage and polyadenylation specificity factor complex. The coding region runs from base 1 to 4935 and encodes 1644 amino acids. NCBI's taxonomy places the organism in Eukaryota, Fungi, Basidiomycota, Ustilaginomycetes, Ustilaginales, Ustilaginaceae. The record is from RefSeq and is a predicted model, not a curated record.
AUGUGCGCUUCCGGGGUAUGGGAUAGUGUCUAUGCGAAGAGAGUGAUGGCGGAUGGCGACGAGAGCAGGCGAGGCGUCGUUGCGUUGCUGCAGACCCUGGCCAACUUUGCCGGAUUGCGGACUGCAAGACGCAAGAGCAACGACGCCAGAUCUUCGGGAGUCGGAGGUGUUGGGGCGAGCGACAGCCGAAGACAGCUCUGUUGGCCGCGCCGGGCUCAGGGCAACACCAACUCUGGCCUUGGCGCCUUCCGGCCUCCAUCACCGCGCACACAUAAUCCCAGCUCGGCGCAGGUGGUCACGAUGGCAAGCGCACUCCAUCAGCAGGAGCUCGCACCGGGCGGCUGCACCCAUGCUGUCUUCCUCAACCUCCACUACCACUCGGCCGCCCCUUCCAAGAACCAAUCCUCCUUCCUCCACCGCGGCCGUCUUCGCACCCAGCUCGUCACCGCCCGCGACGACCUCCUCACCAUCUACGAUGUCUACGACCGCAGCUCUUCCCAUCCCACUGCCAGCACCAGCAACGGUACCGCCAAUGGGACCACAGUCGACGCCAAGCCGACGCAUACGCUCGUAGUCGCGCGCCAACAUAGCCUCUUUGGCACGGUCACGGGCUUGCGGCGCGUAGACACGCUCGCGAGCGACAAGGACGCACGACACCGUCUGCUCGUCUCGUUCGCCGAUGCAAAGCUCGCUCUGCUCGAGUGGAACGAUACCACCGACGACCUCGAGACCGUCUCGAUCCACACGUACGAGCGUGCCACCCAGCUGCUCAACGGUACCCCGCCGCUCUUCCGCCCCAACCUCAACGUCGACCCGCUCUCCAGGUGUGCAGCGCUGCUCCUCCCACACGACGCCCUCGCCAUCCUGCCCUUCUACCGCGACAACGCCGAAUUCGACCUCGACGACCGCCUCGGCUUCGACCUCGCCAACGAUGGGCUGGACGCCUCGGACGCCGCGGCCAUGGCGGCGGCCGCACACAUGGAGAGCUUGCCCUACUCGCCCUCGUUCGUACUCACCAUGCGCGAGGUCGAGCCAAAGAUCCGCAACCUCAAGGACUUUUGCUUCCUGCCCGGCUUCCAGAAGCCCACGGUGGCGGUGCUCUUCGACCACUCGCCCACCUGGACGGGGCUGCUGACGCACCGCAAGGACUCGUUCGCGGUCUACCUCUUUACGCUCGACCUCUCGGCGUCGCUCGAUGGCGCCACGCUCGGAUCCGCUGCGGCGCUGCUCGACGACGGCAACGUGCGCUCGGCGCAUCCCGUCGUCACCACCAGCUCGCAGCUGCCCUACGACUGCCUCUACAUGCUCCCCUGCCCACAAGCCCUCGGAGGCGUGCUGGUCGUAUGCAUGUCCGCAAUCCUGCAUGUCGACCAGAGCGGUAGAGUCGUCGUCACCGCACUCAACCGCUGGUUCAAAACUACCUCGGUCAUCGAGCCCGAAUCCGUACUCGACGUGCCCGGCGUAGCCGACCUGCAGGCCUCCCAGCUCGUCUUCACCACCGACACAGACGCAGUGCUCAGCCUCAGCAACGGCGACCUCUACCGUCUCCGAUGCCACAUGGACGGCCGCAGUGUAGAGGGCUUCCGCCUCGAGCGCAUCGACCAACUCAGCGCCGGCGAGGAUGAGAUGCAUGCCGCGACGGCACCGCCGCCUUCGUGUCUGGCCAUCCCGUCGUAUGCCGCCGAUCAAGCAGGCGCAGCCAAGCCCGACAUGCUGUUCGCCGCGUCCAUGGCGGGUGAUGCGGCGCUGUACGAUCUCGUGCCCGUCAAAGUGGCCGUGGAGCAAGCCGAGCAGGACGCCAAGGCGGGCGCGGGUGCGAACGACAUGGACCUCGAUCUCGACGACGACCUGUACGGAUCUUCCGCCGCCGACUCUGCGAGGGCCAAUGGCGCGAGCAGGGAGAAGACCGUGAUGGCGCUGCGCAUGGCAGACGAGGUACGCUCGCACGGCACGCUGCUCAGCAUCGCACGUCGCAGGCUCGCCGAGCCCGAGCCCGGCUCGUCGAAGCGCCACACGGUGGUCGGCACGUGCGGCGCGGGCAACCAAGCGGGCCUCGUGUAUCUCGACCCGCGCUUCGUGCCACACCAGCGCACCAGGCUCCGCCUCGGCGACAAGACACACGACGAGCCAGAGUCGCCUGCCAAGUGGUCGAGGAUCUUCACUGUCGGCACGGACGCUAGCGGAGGUGUGCUUAUGAUCGCGUCUGAUUCGGAGAGCGAUCGAUCGAUCGGCUUCGCCAGCGCCGCCAGUGUCGGCCACAUGGCUGACGCAGCACAAGCGACGGGCGUGGUGGAUCUGCAGGGUGCCACGAUGAACGCCGGUGAGCUUGUGGGUGGCGAUGCGAUCGCGCGCAUCACGCCCACCAGUCUGCAGGUGCUCUCGUCGAGCUCGUGGGAGGUGCUGCACGAAACGGCGGUUUCGGGCGCGCACGUCCUCUCGGCCAGUCUGGAUGCGCAGCAGUACGCCGUGCUGCACACCGCCGACGGCGACACGCUCAUCUACCGCCACGACGCGCAGCACCAACGCUUCGAGCGCCUCGACCUGUCUACGGUGCAGCAGCGUUCGUCGAUUGUGGCGGCCAACGUGUUCCGCGAUACGUACGGCCAGCUCGCUCUCGCGCGCGGCACCAAGGCCGCGUCGGGAGAGGCCAAAGUGGCGGCACCGACGACGCGCGCGCUGGCGUUGCAGGACGACGAGGAGGUCGACUACGACGACGACGUGCCCGAGCCCGCUGCCGCCCCCACCCAGCCUCGGGACGAGAGCGCCCAAGCCCCAGCGUACCUUUUCGCGCUGGACAGCGAGGGUGUGAUGCGCAUUCUGACGCUGCCGGAGCUGGAGCUCGUAUGGAAGAACGCCAGUCUUGCCGCACAGCCACAGCGGCUGAGGUACGAAGAGCACGGGCACGCCGAGAUUGCGGCGGAGCAGGUGGCGAGCGUGUCGAGUGCGCGCGCCUGCCACGUGGGCGACAUGCUUAGCAUCGUCUCGCUCACUGCGGACCACUUUCUCAGCGUGUACCGCAGCAAUGCGUGCGCGACCCCUGACGAGGUAGCCAAAGCGCAGAGCCAGCUCGACGCCAGCCAUGGCGCAGCCGCGCUCGGGUUGACGUUCAACAAGGUGCAUGUGCAGGUGCUGGCGGUGCCUGCGGGUGCGCGCUCCUUUGAAGCGAACGGUGACGGCGUCCGCGGGGGACCGGUGAAGCUCGAGCCGAUUGCGAUUGCGAGCAACAGACAGGGGCAAGGGAGCGGGGAGACGCACGAGCCGAAUGCGCUCAUCGUGCUCGGUGGCGGGCGUGAGGCGCAGGCGAGUGUGCUGUGCUGGACCCACCAGGGCGGAUACAGGCUGCUCGACUGGGACGACGGCAGCCUCGCCUGGGCUGCUUCCAUCCCGCGCGCGCCAUCCACCGGCACGUCGGCUGCUGAGUUCGCGUACUGCGACCGUUCCGGCGCUCUGUGGCUGGCAUGCUCGCCCGAGGGCCUGUACUCGACGACCGCGUGGAUGUCGAGCGUGAUCCGCACGGGCCGCGAGUACACGCGAGUCGUCGCACACGACCCUACCCACACAGUGAUUGCCGCCUCCGUCCAACCGUGUCGCUUUGUCCUCUUCGACGAUGAUGGCGAGCCGGUGCCCACGGGCAACGAGACCGACGUUGCCAACGAAGACGCCCACCCAAGCCAAGGCGUACGCGGUUCGCUCGAGCUGUUCAUCGACGAAGACCGCACGACUGCUGCGGACGGCUUCGAGUUCGAGCCCAACGAAACCGUGACUGCGCUCGAGCUGGUCAGCCUCGAUGCAUCGAGCUCCCCCACCGGGCGGCGGCAAUUCAUCGCGGCUGGUACCACCACCUUUCACGGCGAGGACCGCACGUCCAAGGGUAGCGUGUACCUGUUCGAGGUGAUCGAGGUCGUCGCGGGCAAGUAUCAGCUGGGUCGCGAUUUGCGGCUGAAGCUGGUGUGUCGUGACGACGCGCGUGCGCCCGUGACGGCGAUUGCCGAGCUCAACGGCUUCCUGCUCAGCACGUGUGGGCAGAAACUAUACGUGCGCGCGCUCGAGAAAGAAGAAUGGCUCAUCUCAGUCGCUUUUUUGGAUGGGCCGUUCUACAUGACGAGCCUGCGCGUGCUCAAGAACUUUGUGCUCGUCAGCGAUGCCAAAAAGUCGCUCUGCCUACUGGCAUUCCAGGAAGAACCGUAUCGGUUCGUCGAUCUCGGGCGAGAGAUCAACGACCACAAUGCGUCCAUGGCGCAGUUUCUCGUGUACAACGAUCGACUCUCGCUCGUCUCUACCAGCGACGUACCUCUCGGUGGCAUUUCAGGGUUCGGUUCAACUGCAGGCGUGAUCCGGCUAUACGAAUAUGCGCCACACGUAGCUACGACACUGGGUGGACAUAGGUUGCUGUUGCGGAGCGAGUUUCAAACCCCCGCUGCCUCGGUUGGAUCGACCGUAUGUCGUGGACGCUGGCUUUCCGAUUCCGAAUUGCGUGGUCGCGAAGAGGGACGCAGCAAGCUUUUGCUUGCCAAAGCCAACGGGGCCCUCGACUCGCUCUCAGCACUCGACGACAAAGUAGCCAAGCGAUUGCAUCUGCUACAAGGCCAGCUGGUUCGUUCAGUCCAGCAUACGGCCGCACUCAAUCCGCGUGCGUUCCGAGCGGUGCGAAACGAUUUCGUGCCCCGCACGCUCGCCAAAGGUAUACUCGAUGCAAGGCUGCUCGAUCGAUUCGUCUGGUUGUCCAGACCAAAGAUGCUCGAAGCCGUACGUACGUUGUCUGGCCUCUUUGACGGCUUGGAUCAGAUCAAGAAACGCAAGCACGAAAACGAGGAGGAUGAGAGUGACGACGACCUGCAACACAUCGAACAGCUCAGACUCCAGUCCGAACAUAAGCGUGUCCAGCUCAUCCUCAAGGAUCUGCUUCGAUUGCGACUCGGCUUUGACCAGGUCUAA